Messenger RNA from Felis catus (domestic cat), 1509 nucleotides. RefSeq names its product myelin associated oligodendrocyte basic protein (gene MOBP). The coding region runs from base 273 to 836 and encodes 187 amino acids. Gene Ontology annotation, molecular function: myosin binding; actin binding. The record is from RefSeq and is a predicted model, not a curated record. Gene Ontology annotation, cellular component: cortical actin cytoskeleton. NCBI's taxonomy places the organism in Eukaryota, Metazoa, Chordata, Mammalia, Carnivora, Felidae. The transcript has 8 exons.
AUAUAUAAUCUCUCCCUAUAUAUUCUGCAUGCAUUGAGGUAGCCUCAACCCCCCCAGGGACCCGAUCCGGUGGAGCCUCUUUCAUACAACUGCUACUCGAAGGGGCAGUUUGGCGUAAUAGCAGUCAAGAUCGGGAGAACAUAAGAUGGUGGAGAAAACAAGAGCAGAGGACACCAAGGUUAUUCUAAUGGGAAAAAAGGAGCAAAUGAUACCAAGACAAGCUCAUAACAGAGAUCUAAUCGCCAGACGUGUACGGAUGAAAACACAGUGAGAUGAGUCAGAAAACGGUUAAGGAGGGCCCCAGACUCUCCAAGAACCAGAAGUUUUCGGAGCACUUCAGCAUACAUUGCUGCCCGCCAUUCACCUUCCUCAACUCCAAACGGGAGAUCGUGGAUCGGAAGUACAGCAUCUGUAGAAGUGGCUGCUUCUACCAGAAGAAAGAAGAGGACUGGAUCUGCUGUGCCUGCCAGAAGACCAGCUCCUGUCAGCAUCCCUUAAGCAGCAGAGGAGAGCCAUGGCUCCAGCCUCCAGCUUCUUUUGGCCCCCUCAGCACCAGCCGCCGGGCAACGUCCCCUCAGAGGCCCAAGCAACAGCCAGCGGCACCCCCCGCGGUGGUCAGAGCACCGGCCAAGCCACGGUCCCCUCCGAGGUCCGAGCGUCAACCGCGCCCCCGCCCAGAGGUCCGACCACCACCAGCCAAGCAACGCCCCCCUCAGAAGUCCAAGCAGCCGCCGCGCAGCAGCCCCCACAGAGGGCCGGGCACCAGCCGUGGGGGGUCCCCCAUCAAAGCUUCUAGAUUGAAAAGGAAGAGCAAGCCGACCCCACGGAAGAAGUGAGGGCGCAGUUUCAAGCGAAUGGACCACCUCAGCACCUGGACUCACUGCUUCUUGACCCCCGUGCCCUUGGGCAAGUUAUCUGGCUUCCAGUAGGAUGCAGGGGCAGACACCGGCUGAUGUGGCAACAGCUGAUGCCCACAGGCCCCUCGGUGCGGGGGCCGCCUGGAGCCUUGUGAAGAUGUCAUCCUACUGUCUUCUGACGGCCAAUGGGAAAUACGUCGUCAGUCUGCCUGUCCUUCCAUUGACUCAAGUUUCUUCAAUUUGAAGAUACAUAUCUUUCUUCAGGGAUGCAUGAAAAAAAAAGAGAGAGAUUGUUGUAUAACCAUCAUAAUGGCAAAAAUUAAAAAUUAUCAAGUGUUGGCAAAGAUUUGGGGAAAAUUCUGAUAAGCCAUUGAUGAAAAUUUAUAAACUAUCAUGGUACUUCUGGGGUGCAAUCUGGGGAUGCUAGCAAAACAGGAUAUUGUAUAACUUAUGACCAAGCAAUUAUUUUAAAAAGGCAAUUAUAAUUUUAGGUACUGAUCCUGGAGAAAACUUGCAUUUAUAGGAAAAGGAGGCACACAUACAGCGUUCAGCAAAGCCUUGUUUGCCAUUGGAAAAAAAAAAAGAGAGAGAGAGAGAAAGGGAAAGAAAUUAAUAAAAAUGUCCACUAAUAGGAGAAUGAGUAAAUCAAUGA